UCCCGCGCGCUAAGCUGCGGCUCCGCUCCGCUCCGCUCCGCUGCGCUGCGCGUGUCUGCUGCCCGCUCGGCUCGCUUCACUCUCCGUACCGGGGCUGAGCAGCGCCAUGGCCGGGGUGCUGGUGGACGGGAUGCCGGAGACGGCCGCCGGAGGAGCGGGAGGCGAAGGAGACGGAGGAGGCGGAGGAGGCGCGAUGCUGAACCGGCGCGGGAGCAAAGCCAGGCGGCGAAAGCGAAAGGAGUUGCUGGCCGUCCGGAUGUGCUUCGCGGGGGUUCUGCUGGGGCUCGUCGCGGGGCUCCAGAAAGCAGGUUUUCACGUCUCGAGCUCCGUGGUCGUGGAGGACGCCCGGUGGGAGAGUCGCCACCUCCUGCAAGCAGACAACGACUCCAAAAUCUACUUGGAGCCGGAGAAAAACUGCACUGAACCAGCAAUCCACGAGUUCCCCAGGGAUUACUUCACCGAGCAGGAGCGCAUCGAGGGAGCGGUGGGCCUCCACGUCCUGUGUGCCGUCUACAUGUUCUACGCUCUGGCUCUGGUGUGCGACGACUACUUCGUCCCCUCGCUGGAGAAGAUCUGCGAGCGCCUUCACCUCAGCGAGGAUGUGGCGGGGGCGACCUUCAUGGCAGCGGGCAGCUCAGCGCCUGAACUGUUCACCUCUGUCAUUGGGGUGUUCAUCACCAAGGGCGACGUCGGGGUCGGCACCAUCGUGGGCUCCGCCGUCUUCAACAUCCUCUGCAUUAUCGGAGUGUGCGGGAUAUUCGCCGUGCAGGCGAUCCGCCUCUCCUGCUGGCCUCUGCUCAGAGACUCCACGUACUACACCCUGGCCAUCUCUGCUCUCAUAGUGUUCAUAUAUGAUGAAAAAGUAGUGUGGUGGGAGGCGCUCACGCUCAUUCUGAUGUACUUCGUCUACAUUUUGAUCAUGAAACUGAACUCGCAUGUGGUCCGCUUCCUGGAGCGGCAGAAGAAGAACUCGUCCAGCCUGAGGAACGGCGCGGCCAGCAACGCCGAACUGGACGACGGCUGCGACGCCACGGCGGUCCUGCUGAAGAAAGCGAAUCACCACAGGAAGCCGUCGGUGCUGAUGGUGGACGAGCUGCUGUCUGCGUACCCGCACCAGCUGUCCUUCUCCGAGGCCGGCAUGAGGAUCAUGAUCACCAGCCACUUCUCGCCCCGCACCCGGCUCACCAUGGCCUCCCGGAUGCUCAUCACCGAGAGACAACGCCUCAUCAACACCCGGACCCUGACCAACGGCGACUCCGAGGUUCCCGCCAAAGCGGGGGGCCGGCAGGGCGUGGAAAACGGGCUGUCCAGGGCCGAGAGGGCCGUCAAGGUCCGCCACGACGACCGGGAGGCGGGCAACGAGACGGAGAACGAGGACAACGAGAACAACGAGAACGACGAGGAGGAGGAGGAGGAGGAGGAAGACGAGGGGCCCUUCGUGCCCUUCCAGUGUCCAGGCGGGGCGUUCAACAAGCUGAAGUGGCUGAUCGCCUGGCCUCUGUGUCUGCUGCUCUACUUCACCGUCCCCAACUGCUCCAAGCCCCGCUGGGAGAACUACUUCAUGCUGUCCUUCGUGUCCUCCACCCUGUGGAUCGCCGGCUUCUCCUACAUCAUGGUCUGGAUGGUCACGGUGAUCGGCUUCACGCUCGGCAUUCCGGACGUCAUCAUGGGCAUCACCUUCCUGGCAGCCGGCACCAGCGUCCCCGACUGCAUGGCCAGCCUCAUCGUGGCGCGUCAAGGAAUGGGAGACAUGGCGGUGUCCAACUCCAUCGGCAGUAACGUGUUUGACAUCCUGGUGGGCCUGGGCCUCCCCUGGGCCCUGAAGACCCUGGCCAUCAACUAUGGCUCUGAUAUCAAACUGAACAGCAAAGGUCUCAUCUUCUCCGUGGGGCUGCUGCUGGCGUCUGUGUUUAUGACGGUUCUGGGAGUUCAUCUCAACAAGUGGACGCUGGACAGACGCCUGGGUCUCAUGUGUCUCCUGCUCUACUCCGUCUUCCUGUGCUUCUCCUGCCUCAUCGAGUACAACAUCUUCACCUUCGUCAACCUGCCCACCUGUCGGGAUUGAUGAGACGACGACGCACACACAGACACACACACAGACACACACACACACACACACACACACACACACACACACACACUCCAACACACACAGAGCUGUCAGACUACUGCUUCUUUCUGACUGGAGGACCUCGUUUUUUGAACCGUCUCUGUAUUUCCGUGUAAUGUUUCCUAGCUGCUAACCCUUCCCCGACAGGAAGGUUGGGUCUUUUAGAUCUUCUAGAUGAGAGUAAUAAUGAUUAAAGCAAUGAUUUAAAGGGGGCGGGGGGGCUGUAGUUCUUCGUGCUGUAGGACAGCAGACUUGUUGAAGUGUUUUAGACACAGUUUUUAUUCGUGUUUGUCUGAGAAUGAGAUCGGUUAUGCCGAUUAGCGGGAUUAGAUGAGAUUAUUUUUCACUGCCAUGGCAGGCCCAGACUGAAGUCUGCUGAGGGACGUUUUCAGGCUCAAUGUCUCCACCCAGUGGCGAGAAACAAGUCUGUGAAUACUGAAAAAUGUCCCAGGUUUGUGGAUCAGUUGGUCAUUCAACGUGAUCUUUACUGUCUCCAAGUCACAAACAGAGAGAAAUACACACAAUAACAGACUCAAUCUGUGCAACAUUUUUCCUUUUCAUCAAUGCAAAAACAAUUCACAAUGUUGUCAUCCCUGUUUAGAUUUGAAUCUUGAACUGUUUCAUACUCGGAAGAUACUGGACAGAAGUCAGGAACACAAAAGUCAAGAUAAAAUGACCAAACGAAACAUAAUCUAGUCUCAUCAUCUACUGUUUGCUGCUCAACAAUACAACAACAUCAUUUUAUUAUAUAAAGAGUCACUGGAUUUAAAGGUCCUCUCGUGAGGAAGGAAAAAGGUUUCUUAUUGAUGUAUGAAGCACUGCUUUGAUGUGAAGCCUCACAAACUAUUUAAAGAUGAUAUUGAACACUCACUCUGGAAAAAGGAGGCGAAGCGGUUUUCACCCGCUUCAGCACCGAGAACCUCAGUUGUAGCUUCUCCACCUUCAGGAGAACGUUCCCCCUGAAGUCCUGAUUCUCUGAACGUCUCUGAGCUCCGUCCACGGCGUCUCCGCUGGGCUUUACUUUAUGCUCUGAGUCACUUCCAGACUUUUCUUUCAGAGCUUUACAGAGUUUGACUCUGGAGCAUGUCUGAAGCACAAUAGAGAUUGAAUUAAAAAACCAAACAGACUCGAAAUAUAUUGGCCAAUAAAAGUCACGGUGGGCCAGCUGAGGAGUCAGUCAGCUCCUUCACUAAUUUUUUUUUUUCACAGUUUUUGUUAAUUUUCCAUUUUAAGAAACAGACAUUUAAAGCACAACACAAAUAACACAAGAAAAACCUAAAACAAAACAAGCAAACAAAGUGAAGGAGCUUUUUUAGCUCCUUCACUAAUGAUGCAGUCGUAAACAAAACAACCUUUCGACAUUGCACGUUGUACAUGAAUCUGUCCGCGUGAAUUCCUCCCAUUUAUUCUUGCAGGAUGUGGAAGAUGAGCCUGUUGAAUGCAAACAUGCUAACAAUCAGCUUCCAUAUUAAAGUGUUUCCUCCCGCUAACACGAUGUUUCUGAAACGUAAACGCAGCACAACCGGUGCCUUUCACCUGGAGCGUUGUCGUGUAAACGGGGGCCUGAAUCGGCAGGAUGGGGUUUCUCUGUGUUUGUGACUGAGAGGCAGACUGAACCACGUUUCAUAACCUGUCUAUUGAUUCGCGCUGCUGUUCAUGGAACCAGGGCAUUAUAUGAUCGUCACCUUUUCUAACUGUGCUCACGGUCGGUUGUAGCUUACGUGUUUUACAUUCAAUAGCUUUAUAAAAGAGUGGAUUUAUUUUGUAAAUAGCCCUCCUCUGUAAAUACCCCCCACAAGAUGUCCUAUUUAUUAUUUAUUAACAUUAUGCGCACAUUUCUCCUCUGGAGGUCAGACAAACGCCGAAGACCGACUGGGAAGAAAACAUGUACAAAAAACAAGCACAACAAUUUCCUCUGAGGGUGUUUUAUCUUUCUUCUUCUUCUUCGGACCGGAGGCGUCGUCCUGUGUGUGGAUGUGAAACACAGGAAGUCCUGGUUGCACUGAGGAGCUUCGGAUGAUGUGUGCUGAUUAUGAGGAGAUCGUCCUUGUAAGAUGAAGCAGGGCUGCGUCGGGAUCGUGGUUCAAGAAUCUAAUGUCUGGGGGUUUUUUCUACUUGUUUUUGUUCUACUCUCUUGUUGUUGGAGUCAGAACAGCGAACAGACUGCUGCUUUUUUCACCUCUGAAAGACCAAAUGGAUUAUUGCAGACGGCUCGGAGGCGCUGUGGAUCCCGCUUCGCCGGUGGCAGCCGGGUCACGACGCCGGACCUCCCACUGCCGGACUCUCUGCUGGAGGAUUCCCACUUUAUUUUUUAUCUCUUGUAUUUUGUAAGGCCUCAUGUUUAGGUUCGUCCAAAAUUAAAUUGUGGUACUUUAGGAUUCCUCCUCAGUUUUAGAGCAUGCACAGUGUGCUUUGUGAAACCCUCCAGAGGAUUUCCAAGAAGAGUCCUGAGAGACAGAAGUUCUUUCAGACUUUCACUCACUUCGCUCCACAUAUCCUCAUUUUGUGUCGUUUUCUCCUCGCUAGUGAAAAACAGUUACUAAAACAACAAGAAACCUUCUUUCAGGUACUUAAUUUAUUGAUCUGUAAUAUAGAACCCUGUCUUUGGAAUGUACAGAUGCUUGACGUGGUCGAUGUUUCUUUCUAUUUAUUUAUUUGACAGACACAGGCUUUGAGCUAUGACCGGAAAACAGGGUUUCAAUCCUACGCGAUGCAAUAACUUCGAGCUGGCACGUGUGUGAAUGUGCCACGUUAAAGAUCAAAGAUCCACUGAAUUCUCCUUGUUGUAAUCUGUGAAGGGAUUUCUCACAGGCUGCACAAACGAGCGAAGCACCGGCGGCGCCGCCGCCGCAGACACGGACUCUGUCAGCUGCUUCUCCGCAUACUGGAUGUCCUCAUCAGCCGACGUUACACCUGUGAGAACGUCUGUCCGAUGGGAAACGUUUGGAAUCCCGCUCACUUUAAAUCACAGCACAGAUGUUGCUGCUUCCACCAACAUAUCGUUCAUGGCGGAAUUUAAAGGAACAAACAUCGUUUGUUUAAGAUGAGUGAGAAUAAAUUCAGACCUGAACAGGGGAUAAAAGAAAGAUAAAAAAAGAUAUAUUAGUGUUAAACUUGAUAUUAGAUCUCAGGGUUGAACAUAAAAAAAAUCUGCUUUUAAAGGAAGAAUAAGUGUGAUUAUCUCUAGUUUGUGUUGUGUGUGGUUUUCCUGCACGUCUCAAUAAUAUGACUCCAAUUUGUACAAAAACUAAGACACUGCCAGAUACAAUAGUUUUACCAUGAAUUACGUUGUUUUUGCCACGUUACUUUUCUUCCUUCUUGGGGGGGAAAAAGUAUUUUUCGACAAAGUUGUUAAAAUGUCACUUUAAACGACUUGAAACCAACAUGAACACAAACUGGAGAAUUUAUCAUGAAUUUGCUCCAAGCAUUUUCUCAACUACAACUUAAGCUUAGAUGGGAAUUGACGCACUGUUUGAAUAGUUUUUGCUGGAAGAUGGGAAGAACAUGCAAACAGCACACAGAAAGGCCCCAUUAGCCAGCAGGUUCACACCAGGAACCCCGCUGCUGCGAGGCUCCAAUAUGAACCAGUGCAGAUGUUCACCCUAUGCCCAGGCCAAACUGGGACUCUCAAAACUUUAACGUGGUCUCUGUUAUGACUGAUCCCAACAGACAGGUCCAACUAUGAGGACAUGACAAACAGGCUCAUCUGUAUGUAUGUAGAAAUCAUCAUGAUGAGGAUGAGCCGGACCGUUUGGUUUCAGUUCAACAGAAAAUACCUUUCUCUUGCACUUUAAAAAAAAAAUAAAGGAAAACUCGGGCUCCAGAUGAUUUAGUUUCCUCCACAGCACUGAUGGUGCAAACCUGACACCUAAACAUGAUCUUUGAUUCCAGCCGGAUCACCACAAGGACUCUCACGUUGUCAAAUGAGGCAUCUUGUAUAGGAGAUUUCUAAAUAAUUUGUGAUAUUCACAUGAGUGAUAUAUUGCUGAUGUACAUAUGUACAUAAAUAGGUCUAACUGUAUUUAUAUAUUUUUUGUCUCAAGCUGUAUAUCUGUCGAAUAUAUUUUCUUAGAUCCUAGGUCUCCCUCGUACUCCCCUCUGUUUUGACGUGUUUGACAAACCUGAUGCUAUCGUCCUUUGUUUGCUCGCAUGGAAAUACUUCAGUAUAAUAAAUUAUUUAUGGUAAAUCUUUAUGUACUAUGGGAUGAGAGUCUAAGGGGUUUCAGACGGCACUGGAUUUACUUUGAACUGGAUAUGCUAGCUGACUGCAUGUUAUUGCCAGCAUAGGGAUGAAAUAAACCAGAGUGUUUGCAGACGACACAUUUCUCUACGAGUCAAAGCUUUACCUCUUCCUACACAAGACCUUUUCAGCAGAAUGGUUUACUUUGUGUUUUAGAUGUUUCAGAUGUAAUUUUAGAGAUAAUUUUGCUACUUGAGCAUUAAUAAAGUUGUCUAUGCUUAAGGUUA
Salarias fasciatus (jewelled blenny) is the source of this 6577-nucleotide messenger RNA. It is a transcript of the gene slc24a3, whose product is annotated as solute carrier family 24 member 3. The coding region runs from base 107 to 2065 and encodes 652 amino acids. Gene Ontology annotation, cellular component: plasma membrane. Gene Ontology annotation, biological process: intracellular calcium ion homeostasis; calcium ion transmembrane transport. Lineage: Eukaryota; Metazoa; Chordata; Actinopteri; Blenniiformes; Blenniidae. The record is from RefSeq and is a predicted model, not a curated record. The transcript has 17 exons. Gene Ontology annotation, molecular function: calcium channel activity; calcium, potassium:sodium antiporter activity.